CUUUCGCCAUUUGUUUCGUGUUUGUGAAGAAAAAUUGAAAUUGAGGUUUUCUUUGCUCUUGUGUUUUUGAUAAGACAGAAGUUUUAAAGUAAAAUGACUCCACCUACAGAAGAUAGCGAAGACGUAGUAGAGAAAAAUAUUUUCAAUCUUAUUUCUAACAAUAAUCUAAAUGGUUUGAAGGCAAUACUAGCACAGCAAAACUUCAACGCUGAUCUGACUGAUGAACAUGGAAUGACACCCCUUCAACAUGCAGCUUAUAAAGGCAAUAAAGAAAUAUCGCAAAUGCUUCUAGAUCAGGGCGCUGAUGUGAACUCAGGUAAGCAUGAGCAUGGCUACACGGCUCUCCACUUUGCUGCUCUGUCAGGCAAUUGCGAGCUGUGCCAACUGCUUCUCUCGGCUGGGGCGAAGAGUCGCGCUACCAACUCAGUGGGCCGAACGGCAUCUCAAAUGGCUGGGUUUGUUGGCAACCAUAACUGUGUAGCAGUAAUAAAUAAUUUCAUCCCGAAAUCGGAAGUCGAUUAUUACACAGUUACUAGAGGAUUGGAGAAAGAACCGAUUUUACCCCCCGCACUAGCAACUGCCUUUCACAAAUUUAUUAUUAAAGUUAAUGUCCAUCCAGUACGGAUUGCUCUGAAUCUUCAGCCGACAUUGAUAACGAAUUUGCCAGCUGUGAAGAAGGUGCUUGAAAUCAUGAGUGAGAAGGAGAUAUUCCAAAAGCAGGAAGCUAAUGAGGUGAUGGCCUUCAAGUUGCACUACCUUGGAUUCAUUGUGGGAGUUAUCAUCAAGCAAGGUUGUGAGCCAUCUGUGAUUGAACUGCUAGUGAAGAAAAUCUUGCAACCAGUUCGAGGUGAGAAGUAUCUGGACAGACUGAUUCGCGAUUGUGUGCGGGAGUUCACGUUCAGGGAGAGUGCAUUGUUCAGACAGUUGGUAACCAGCCUUGCGUCACAGGAUGGCGAGAGCGCGUCGGCUCUGGCCAUUAUAACGGCGGCCAUUAACGGCCAGCGCGGCUUCGUAGACACAGAUGUGUCAGCGUGUGUCACUUGCGCCGAGAAUGGCGCACUCAAAAAGUGCUCCAAGUGCAAAAAAGUGCAGUACUGCGACCGCGAAUGUCAGCGACUGCACUGGUUUGUGCACAAAAAGGAGUGUGAACGACCUUCCACAACGGCUACUCCAGUAUCUAGCUCUUCUACGACUGAUGGUAGCACUCUAGUAUCUGGCUCCUCUACGACUGACGGUAGUACUCCAAGAUCUGGCUCCUCUACGACUGAAGGUGGCACUCCAGUAUCUGCUACAUCUACGACGACUGAUGACAAAACAGAGACAAAAUCUGACACAACAAAGCAAUCUUAACCUAACUUGACUUAACUUAAUAUUAUUAAGGCACGGUUGCACGACAAAAGCCGGUUAAAUUUUAACCGUGAUUAAUUCCACGAGAACCGUCUUUUGAAAAGACGGCUUCUCUGAUUUGCUCUCGCAGAAUUAAUCACGAUUAAAAUUUUAUCCAACGUAGGCUACGUGCAGCCGGCAUUAGGUCGUCUAUUUAGAAGUGCCCAGCUGUGUUCUGUACUCCAAAGAUAACCCCCAAAACAUCACAUAUUUUUAUUGUUAAUUGAUAUUAUUUCUCAAUCAUGUCGUCUGGUAUUUCUAUUACUGUUUAACACUCUUAGAACAAUCAGUCAAUUGAUCUAAUCAGUAAUUAGAUGCAGAAAAUCCUGUAAGAUUGAUUAUUGUAGCCUACAUCAAGACGUAUUGAUCUUCCACAUUCAUAGGCGGAAGUUAUUCACUGUACAUUGAUUGAAGAUAAAGACCUCGUUCUGCAUAUGCAUAGGUACAGAACCUGAAUGCAUAGGUACAGGUUCAUUGAAACAAAUAUAAAUUAGGUGUAACUUUUUAAAUAUUUAAUGUUCAACUCCAAAUCAACUGAUUGAUACUUGACCUUAGUUGGUGCAUUCAAGAAUUUCUUGUGCGGGAGUGUUUAAUACCAUAGAGAAACAAUAGUGUUAGUAGAUAUCUCAUGGUAUAAGGUUUUUAUGUCGCAACUUUUACUGUUAACUCAAGCCGAUUACUGUCGAUUAUUGUUAAUUUUUACUGUUUUGUUGAGGUGAGAGUGUAUGAACGGCACAAUAUGAGAGGCUACCAGCGUCACACAGCUUCAUGGUCUAUCGGCUUGAGUUAACAUUGAAAACUGUGACAUAAACGCCCUAUACCAUGGGAUAUCUACUUACGCUAUUGUCUCUCUAUGGUAAUACCAAGAAACGUCAAUACACAUGAUCAACCCUUACCUGUAUAAUGUGCAGUGACUAUAGAAGACCUUUAUAGACAUUGCAAUCAAUUCUUACCAUCAGCGCGUGUCAAAAUAAUAUUGUAAUUUUCAAUAUCAAUGAACUUGUUAUUUUCAAUGUUACAUCAAAUUAUGUUUUAUCAUUGACUUAGUUUGAAAACAAAUGCAAUAUAUGAAACUGUUCUCUUGGAACGGAAUAACUUGUAGUAUGAAAAUAAACUCUAGUAAAUUCACUAACCAGUUAAUAUAAGUGCAUUUUUUAUUAGGAUUAUCAUAGUUUGUUUCUGUCAAAUUAAUUUGAAUGAUGCAAUUUUGUUGUGUCUAUUUUAGAAAUGCAGAUUGUAUUCACCGAUAUUUUGUAGUUAGGUAACUCACUUCAAUUCUGGUUUUAUUACCUAAUUACCUCUUGAAUGACAGUCUUCCUUGGUUUUCUUAUUACAGCCUUUUUGGAGAAUGAGAUUGUAAACUCAAUUGUAUUAUAUUCUCUUUCAUAAAAUAUCUAAUUCAUAUUCUUGUUUACAUCUACAAGAUUGUAUUGAAGGUUGAAGGUGACAGAUUAUUAUAAAAUACUCAGGUUAAGCUUUAAAUAAUUGUUAGGUUGUGUUGUUUUAAGAUUAUAGUCAAUGCAAUAAUUUAUAUGGGUUUGUAGAAGUAUAGUAUCUACUGAAAUCAAUUAUUUAAAAUAAUGAUGAAUAUGGUAAAAACGAUUUUAAAUUGACCAAAAUUUGUAAGCUGAUUUAAUCGGCUAUGGGUAGAUAUGGCUUACCGUCCGAAUCAAGGACCAAAUUGAUAUUAUUUAGAAAUAUAUCUCAUUUUAGAAGAUGGACUACAAUAAUUUCAAAAAAUAUAUGUUACUCUGUCUAUCUGAUAAACAGUUUUCAAUAAGUAUUUCAUUUAUUUUUCGUAUUCUGCAAUAGCUGUAUACCUGUACCUACUCUGUAAUAAUAACACAAAUCUGUAAUAGCAACAUGAUUAUGGUGGAAAAUAUUAAACAGUAUUGUGACACUAAAUAAAGCAUAUUAUUCGUUCAUGGUUUCCAGAAAUUCUUUUCAACUCUUCAAUUUGACAAAUUUAUUUUAAUUCAUCAAUUUAUCGUAAACUAUAUAAAGUUUUAUAGUUUUUUUUUCAAUUUAUAUAAACUAUAAAGACUAUGCAAUAAGGAACUAUUUUGCGCAGAUUAGGUUGUGUAUAGAAACAUAACAGUAAGGUUUGGAAUAAUAAAGAGCUUAUAAAAUAUAAUUAUAGUACAAUAAUACUAUUUUUAUUCUUGUUUCAUUAUUUUAUCAAUUUUAAAGGAUACUAUCAAUCAAUCAAUAAUUUAUUUUCCUUCAUACAAUGCAUACAUGAAUGUCUAUAGUUACAUAAAUACAAUUAAUUGACAAUUAACAAAAUAAGUUAAAAGUAGAAUAGUAUUAUUAUUUACGGAAAGUCCCUGAAAACACUACCUGAGCGCAGGAGCCGAGUGUUACUAAAAACAAAAUUAUUUCUAAGAUAAAUAAAAUUGGUGGAUUCCUAUUAACAUCUAAAUUUUAAAAAAAUUACAAAGAAGAAAAGUAGAAAAAAGUAAGAAAAUAUGAGUUAAUAAAAUAAAAAGCAGACAUUCUUGAAUGAUUGUGAACUUAUCCUAGUUACAAUAUUAAAAGAAUCACUUAUCCUAGGAUGUGAAGAAGCAAUCCAUAAAUCUAUCUCUCUCAGAAGUCUUCCAUUCAAAUUAUCUGUUAUAAAAAGAGCAGGUAUCACAUUUAUAAGCUUAUGAACAAUGUAAUCAAACUGUCUUCUACAAAUGGAUAGAACUGCAUUGUGUGGUUCAAAGGUAAUGGUUGAGAUUCAUUUACGGAUAUUGUUGGACGGAGAUUGUAAGGCGAUAUACGCAGGUUGAAAAGUUCUCUAUGUCUAUUAAUGUAAAUAAUUAAAUUCUAUAAUUAUAUUUUAUAAAUACAAGAAAGUAGCCCUGAAUUAAUACAUUUUAAGAAAUAGCUUAUUGAUUCUUGAGUUGUAAGAAAAUAUAAAAUUCGAAUUAGAUAUGUUUUUCAUUCAAUUAUAAAUCUUAUCUAUAAACAUGUUUCAUUUUACGUGUACAGUAACUUUCUUCAAAUUCGUAGUCUGUGGAAAAUAAUUUUUUGUUGGCUAAUUUUUGUAAACAAUAAUCAAAUACGGUAGUCUGUUGAAUCCAGGUAACAGCGGUGUGUUAUAGCAUUAUAGAACUAUAUAGCAUUAUAAUUAUGCUAUAUAGCAUUAUAAUUAUGCUAUAUAGCAUUAUAGCAUUAUAUGUGUUACAGCAUUAUAGAACAAGGACUAUAAAUACUACGUACGAGGUUUUUAUAGAUCUUGUUAUAGAAGCUCCUUAAAACAAUGUUCUUUAACAGGUCCAUGUAUAAAUUUGUGAAUAUGGAGUAUUCUCUCUAACUUGUAUUGUUUGCCGACUACGAGAGAAAACCCUUAUAAUGUCGUUUAUUAGAGCAUGUAAUAAUCAUUCAGUUCUGAAAUGCUCCAGAUUGGUCAAGAAUUGUUGAUUGAACAUUA
Molecule: messenger RNA, 4804 nt
Organism: Nilaparvata lugens (brown planthopper)
Lineage: Eukaryota; Metazoa; Arthropoda; Insecta; Hemiptera; Delphacidae
Product: ankyrin repeat and MYND domain-containing protein 2-like
Exons: 6
Coding region: 94-1350 (418 amino acids)
Molecular function (GO): protein binding
Source: RefSeq, a predicted model, not a curated record